Ipomoea triloba (trilobed morning glory) is the source of this 1458-nucleotide messenger RNA. RefSeq lists its product as uncharacterized. The transcript is spliced from 8 exons. The coding region runs from base 86 to 1237 and encodes 383 amino acids. The record is from RefSeq and is a predicted model, not a curated record. Lineage: Eukaryota; Viridiplantae; Streptophyta; Magnoliopsida; Solanales; Convolvulaceae.
GGAGAGGGUGGAGAAGAAAAAAGUAAUUCUCCGCCAGGAAAUUUCCCUGUGCAAACUCUCCAACCAAAGCGAGUAUAAGUAGAAAAUGGGGGCUGAAUUUCAAUGCAAAAUCAACGACAACGAAGGAGAAAGUCCCCAGGAGAGUUGUGUCCAAGGGGGCUGUGCUGCCGCUGCUCCGGUGGUGGUGGGGCUGCAGCCCGCCGCCCUGGUGGAUCAUGUGGCUAGGGUUGAUUUGGGUCUUCUCUCCCAAAUCCCCGGGGAGUGUGGUGGUUCCUUUCCUGUUGCAACUGAGGAGCUGAAACAUAUUUUGGAUAAGGUUAAUGCCUAUGUCCUUCCAACCACGGAAAUUCCUUCUCCGUUGAAGACCAUAGCUGGAGGAAGUGUAGCAAAUACUAUCAGAGGCUUGGCUGCUGGAUUUGGGAUUCAAUGUGGAAUAAUUGGGGCCUAUGGGAAUGAUCAACAAGGAAAGUUAUUCGUAAGUAACAUGAGCUCUUACAAAGUGGAUAUCUCUCGGUUGAGGCUGAAGAAUGGACACACAGCUCAGUGUGUUUGUCUGGUUGAUGAACACGGCAAUCGCACAAUGCGUCCAUGUCUUUCAAGCGCUGUGAAAGUUCAGGCAGAUGAAUUGAAAAGAGAGGAUUUCAAAGGGUCAAAGUGGUUAGUGCUAAGAUAUGCAAUACUAAAUUUUGAUGUUAUCAAUGCGGCUGUUCGGAUAGCCAAACAAGAAGGCCUCUGUAUUUCGCUAGAUCUGGCCAGCUUUGAGAUGGUGAGGAAGUUUAGGCAACCACUUAUCGAGUUAUUAGAGUCGAGGAAUAUAGACCUUUGUUUUGCAAAUGAGGAUGAAGCAAAAGAGCUGCUAAGUAGUGAAGAAGAUGCAGAUCCUGAGGUGGCGCUUGAAUUCAUGGCCAAACACUGCCGGUGGGCAGUUGUAACCCUAGGCCAAAACGGGUGCAUUGCGAAACAUGGAAAUGAGGUUGUGCGGGUUCCAGCAAUAGGAGAGUCGAAGGCGAGCGAUGCUACGGGGGCGGGAGACUUGUUCGCGAGUGGAUUUCUGUAUGGGCUGAUAAAGGGUCUGUCUCUCGAAGAGUGUUGUCGUGUGGGGUCGUGCAGUGGGGGGUCUGUCAUCCGAGCUCUCGGAGGUGAGGUGACACCCGCAAACUGGCAAUGGAUGUACAAACAAAUGCAGGCCAAGGGACUCUCCACCCCUCACCCCAUCAAUCAUCAGAAGCUCUUUUGAAACAGGAGAAUCAUAGGACAUUUCUAUGUUUUUAUUAAGAUGUUUGCAAUACCUACUUCUCUUUUUCUUCCAAUCCCCCUCUCCACCCUCUUCCCCUCAAAAAGAAAGGAUUAGGAAGAAGAAAAAGAAAAACAAUGAGGUUUUGUUUUUUGGUGUUAUCUUAUGUUUGAACCUUUGUCCUUCAAGAUUCAAUACAAUCAAAUGUUUUGGUUAAUUUUGGA